AUGUCGCAUAUGAACUCGACAGGAGACGAAAGUGCCUGUACGGACGAAUUAAAAGUAUACAAAGAUGAGGGCGAAGAAGAGGAGCAAAAAAAAUCGUCCGAAAAUUUAACUGAGGAUAAAGUCGGCUUAGUUAUCGAGGGUGAAGGACACACUCCCUUCGACUUCAAUUUCAUCGAACAUGGCGCCUCGCGUAAGUUCGCUUGUGUGUCGUGUUUUAAGCCUUACCUCUUCCUUUUUCCCCUCUGCGCUACCCAUACUUACCUGCCUACCCUCCUCUCCACCCUAUCCCCCCUCCGUUCACCCCCUGUGCACGCGCCUGCGCGUGUGCGUGUAUGA
Messenger RNA from Echinococcus granulosus, 336 nucleotides. Its product is annotated as pangolin. Lineage: Eukaryota; Metazoa; Platyhelminthes; Cestoda; Cyclophyllidea; Taeniidae. The record is from RefSeq and is a predicted model, not a curated record. The transcript is spliced from 2 exons. The coding region runs from base 1 to 336 and encodes 111 amino acids.